Molecule: messenger RNA, 2821 nt
Organism: Pseudocercospora fijiensis CIRAD86
Lineage: Eukaryota; Fungi; Ascomycota; Dothideomycetes; Mycosphaerellales; Mycosphaerellaceae
Exons: 1
Coding region: 1-1473 (490 amino acids)
Source: RefSeq, a predicted model, not a curated record
AUGGCGGACUACGUACAACGCUUUACGAAAUCACUCACUCGUCGUCUUCAAGUCCGCCGCGUGAGAUUCGACGAGCAGAACCUGAAAUACGAUGAGAAGAAACACGAUCUGAUCCCAAACCACAAUCACUCGCCCCGGCCACGCAAUGCCAACGACACGUUCCUGGAGAAGAGACCUGUUCUUGCGGUGCUGGUUGCAUUAGCAACAUUAUUCGCCAUUCUGGUAUUGCGUUCUUGCCUCACAGUGCCACUUGAGCAAUAUGAGGCGUCAAGUGGUGCUGGCCAACGAUAUAUGCAAUUGGUCAUACCCAUCAACCGGAAAUCUGAUGUCGACCUCUGCAAGACGAUCCUCUCCGCUCAGGUGCUGAAUUAUCCCGUCCCAGUCAUUGUGCCAUGGGGCAACUCGUCAGAUGGCACUCCUGUUGCGAAGAGGAAACGUAUGUACAACAAGGUCGCUCGUAUAUAUGCAUAUCUCAGUACUUUGCCACCGGAGGCAGAAGAUGCUGUAACCGUACUGCUCGAUGGUCCCGAUUCGUGGUUCCAGCUGCGGCCAGACAUGUUACUGCAGGCCUACUAUCGAAUUCUCCGACGGCAAAACCGAAAGCUCUGGAAGACUUUCGGGGACGAGAUCGAGCAAAAGGUCAUAUUUUCUGCCUACCACGACUGCGGCUCAAGGAACGCAGAUGAUGCCGUCUGUCAAGCUGUCCCAGAUGCUCCAUACGAGGGUGGGCCGCGGUUUUUGGGCCAUGGAGCUGUGGUUGGUCAAGCCAAGGAUAUUCGUGAGAUUGUUCGGCGUGCUUUGGACAAGCUGGAGUUGGCACCGAACGCCCCUCCAAAGCUCUUGCCAGUAUACACGGAGGUUUUUGGGGAGCAGGAGGCACGACGCAAACGAAUCCAGCAGAGUCCAACCCACAAUGACUUAGCUGCCGAGCUUGGGAUAGGGCUUGAUUAUUACAAUGAGCUCGGGCUUUCAGUGUCAGCAGAGACUAUUCCCAACUGGCAAACUCCUCGAAAACUACUACGCGAGCUCGAGUCCACCAUGCCACCCUACUGGACCGUUUCUGGUCGGGAGCCUGGUCUUCCUCAUGACACACCUUGGGCGGACGUCAAACUCCUCACAGGCUACAACAAUUCUCUUCCAGCAAUGAUCCAUCACUGGCCGACUGUCGCUCUUGGUGGAAAAGACGCCACGGGCAAUCGAAAGACCUGGUGGAGCGAUCUCUGGUUGGCGGAACAUGCUCGUGCGCUCUUCACCGCUUCAGAGCGACUUCCUAGCACUGUCGUUGCCCAGGUCCAGGACGACAAAGGCGAGGACUUACUUUUUUGGAACCGGCAGCCCAAUCACAAUCGAAUGGGUGCCUGGACGCCUGAGUGGAAGUUCUCGUAUUGGUCGGACAUGUGCGGGAGAGAUGAGCAGUGGAUGGAGGUCUUUAGAGACGAGGCUGGACCUUGGAAGAGGACUGACUUUUUCUGAUGGGGUCGAGCAUGCUAGCUGGCGUUAUUUUUUCCAAGGCGUUGGAUCUGUCUUUACUUAGACUAGGUACAUGUCGAAUCAUGCGGCGUUUGACCCGUUCAGAAAUUCAAUCAAUCAUCACAAUUGACAUGUAUCCUCUACACUUGGUUUUUCCCAAAUCGCAACAUUUACAGAUGCAAAGUUUGUGUCACAUCUAGUAUCUCUAAGAACCCCCAUCCCCAACUCCAUGCUCGUAAAUGAAAACGUGCAUAUAUAUAUUUCGCUCCAUUCUCAAGGCUCUUUACCCGUAUCUACAACAUCCUCCUGGUCGACCUUCUUCUCGCCAUCCUCGGAAGCUUUCGUCGCUUCCGGUGCCGCAGUCGAAUCCGUCGCUGCAGUCUCUGUCAAGGUAGCGGUUGCUGAUUGCGUCUCCACGGCUUCGGACUUUGUUAUCGGUGUCUCUGCAGCUUUGGCUUCCCCAGUCCUCAUCGCAGCUACAACCUCGGUCGCUUCAAGGUUGUCCGACUUCGGGCUUGCAGCCUUCUGCUCCACCGCCGCCGCUUGUGUCUGGGUUGACUGCUUCUCUACUUCAGUCGAAGUUGGUAGUAUUUCUGUUGCUGCUGUUGUUGCUGCUUGAGUCGACUGUGUCUGAGGAACAGCUGGAGCUGGAUUUCCCGCCGCAACUUUAUCUUCGCUCGGUGCAUUCGCCUUUGGCAUUGUUUUCUUCUCCGUAUUCUCUUUCAGGAUCUUAAUGUUGUCCGGCUUGUCCUUGAUUUUCUUCAAAUCCUUGAGAGCAAGUUCUUUCUGCUUCUCAAGUUUUGGCGGCGAGCCGUUAUCCUGCUUCUUGUCCGGAUUGUCUUGUGCUGCAGGUGGAAUCUGGCCUUCCGAUGGCCCAUCCUCUUUCUUCUCUUCCUUCAUGGGCUUCUGUGCCGCAUCGGCCUUAGCUUUCGCGAGCUUCUUUUCUUUCGCAUCGUCAAUGCGUUUCAACUCGAUCAUCUUCAGCUGCUCGUCUUCCGGCAAAGAGUUGUAGAAGGCAACGUUGGAAUCCCAGAGCGCGACACACUCUGCGUCCCAAUUGCACUUUUCGAUCUCGUCGUAGACUGGAUGCUUGAAGCGCUGGUGCUUGUCUGUCCAAGAAGAAGCAUGGAAGUGGUGCUUGACGAGUGCUCGGCUGCCCUUGUGAUUUCCUGAUCUUGAAUGCCCUGUUCCCGCAGCAAACGCCUCUGACGGUAAGACCAGAACUCCUCCGACUAACUGAGAGUCGACCAGAUCGUGAAAAUCACUCCAUUGGAUGUCUUCGCCCUCAGAGAUCGACAUCUCUGCCAAGAUCGCAGCUGUGAAAGCAGAAGGACCAGUACCACUCAGCACU